Molecule: messenger RNA, 1965 nt
Organism: Plodia interpunctella (Indianmeal moth)
Lineage: Eukaryota; Metazoa; Arthropoda; Insecta; Lepidoptera; Pyralidae
Gene: Orc4
Product: Origin recognition complex subunit 4
Exons: 7
Coding region: 115-1611 (498 amino acids)
Biological process (GO): DNA replication; DNA replication initiation
Cellular component (GO): nucleus; nuclear origin of replication recognition complex
Molecular function (GO): ATP hydrolysis activity; DNA replication origin binding; ATP binding
Source: RefSeq, a predicted model, not a curated record
AAACAAUCAAAGUCAAAAUCAGUAUCGCGCGGGAAUGUAGGAAGUUAUUUUGUUUGUUGUAUAUUUUGUUUGUGAUUAUUAUUUUAUUCUAUUGAUGUUAUAAAAACCAAUAAAAUGUGUGUUUUACCAUCUGAAAGCACGUUGCCGGUUCAAAUAAAAUUGAUAAGGAAGUAUUUGAAGCUUAAAAUUAUGGAGGACAACUUUACUUUCAAGAAUCAUAAGCAAGAAAGAGAUCAUGUUUACGAUUUGAUGAAACGCACUAUUGUGCACGGUGAAUCUCACUCUGCUCUCAUGCUAGGACCUAGGGGCAGUGGUAAAACCACGCUCAUCAACUCUGUUCUUCAUCAGCUGAGCAUGGAGGUGGAUCUAACUAGUGAUGCUAUUGUUGUGAAGUUGAACGGGCUCCUCCAUCAUGACGAUAAGGUGGCACUCAAGUCUAUUACUGCACAGAUGCAACUAGAAAAUGCAGUAGGGGAUCGAGUGUUCGGCACCUUCGCUGAGAACUUAUCAUUUUUACUAAGCUGUCUCCAAACGGGUGCUGACAGGAAGUGCAAGAGCAUGCUCUUUUUGCUGGAGGAAUUCGACAUGUUCUGCCACAGCGGCAGAACGCAAAAUUUGUUGUACAACCUGUUUGAUAUCACGCAUAGCAAGCAGUCGCCUAUGUGUGUGCUUGGAAUAACAAAUCGUUUGGACGUAAUGGAACUCCUAGAGAAGAGGGUAAAAUCGCGCUUCUCCCAUCGCCACAUCUUCCUGUUCCCAAAUGAGGAGUCCGGGGAAAUGAUCUCACCCAUAGACAAUUUCAAGCAGGUCCUACUAUGGUUGUUGUCUAUGCCUGUUUUGAAAGCUGUGGAUAGUCCAAGGAAGAAAAAAGGGAAGGGAAGAAAGAAAUCUAUCCAAACAUCAGAAUCAAUGGACGUAGACACCACAGAAAAUGCAUAUAUGAUUUCCGACAAAGUACUAUCAAAAUGUAAGGUCGCCGGCAAUGAGUUCAGCGGCUUGGACUCCAGUUUUGUUGAAGACUGGAAUGCUCAUAUAUACAGUUUGGUGCAAGACGAUGUUGUAACAGACGCUGUAGAGAAAUUCUGUUAUUAUACUGUCAAUGAACAGAUAUUUAGGAAUGUACUGUUUCAACUAAUUUGUCAAGUAUCACCGUCGAAACCUUAUAUUGAAGCGUCAGAGAUGUCCGCAGCCAUUGACAAAUGCGUCGCACCGGAGCAUAGAGUGAGACAGCUGCAGUCGUUGUCUAUACUGGAGUUGUCUCUGGUCAUAGCCAUGAAACACGGUAUGGAGGUGUUUGACGGGCAGCCUAUGAAUUUCGAAAUGGUUUUGCACAGAUAUACAAAGUUCGCCAACGCCAAUUCUUCAACGCAAUCAGUGCCCAGACCAGUCGUAUUAAAAGCGUUUGAACAUCUACAGUCUUUAGAAAUAAUCCUACCAGUUAGGAAUACAGACUCCAUAUACAAUUCAGGUGAUACCACCACGAGUAGGGUCCAAAAAGAAUAUAAAUUGUUCACUUUAGCGGUCCCCAUUGAAGAUAUUAACGAAGCUGUUAAGACUUUCAAAGCGUUGCCAACGGAAAUUAGCCAUUGGUACAAUAAUUCCAUUAUUUAAUUGUUUUUUUUUUUACUGGCAACAUUUUUUCCCGAUUUGAAAUUGUUCGAAUUCGAAGACCGUUUUUGAGAUUGAAUAUACAUUGUAAUGUAGAUCAUCAUUGUACGCUUACCCUCUUAUUUAUAAAAUGUUUUGUCUCGUUCUGUCAUUGUCAAUUAUUAUAAAGUGCGAUAGUGACAAAACCAACAUAUUUUAUUAAUAGAGGGUUAGUUGGCAUAUAAAGUAACAUGAACUAUACUUAUGUAAUGCGAAAUUAAAUUUUGAAUACUGUUCAUAAAAGACUGUCUUUUUAUUUGUAAGUCGAUGUUUUGAAGUGUAAUUUAUUUUUGCAUGAAAAAAAAAGUUUUUGAAACA